Pocillopora meandrina is the source of this 8149-nucleotide messenger RNA. The record is from the annotation of a GenBank genome assembly. NCBI's taxonomy places the organism in Eukaryota, Metazoa, Cnidaria, Anthozoa, Scleractinia, Pocilloporidae.
AUGGUCUCUAAUUAUCACUGCAGAAUUGCCGCUCUCAGUGAGAGAAGAGUAAAGCAAGAUCAGUCAAAAGUGGAGAACACGCUUAGUGAGAACAGACAGUCAAAGGUGGAAGAAGAUUUCACUAAUUUCUUCGACGGAACGAGAAUGGAUGCAUGGGAAAAAAUGCAGACAUCGUACUCGUUUAAAGAGCAAAUAGAGGUCGACAUUUAUUGCCCCAGACUUCUUUGUCUUGUUUUUGAGGUAUGUCUUGCUAUUACGGAUAAAUUAACACCCAUGAAAUGUAGAUGCAUCGUUCACGGUAUCAGUAAUUAAUUCUGAAGUCGUUUCAAAAAUUGUAAGCCAACUUUUUUGAUAAGACGAUGGGCAUCGGCUUCUUGCCAAAAAAAUCAACUUUAAUGUUACAAUUUCAAGUCGGCAAGCGGUCGUCUAUUGUUUGUAGCAUUAUGACUAUGUAUGUCCUACUAAUUCUCAUUCCGCAUAUUCUGACUGCAAUAUAAUGUAAAUCAUAUUAUCUUUCUCUAUACUCUCUCUCGGGUUUUUGUUACAAUUUUCCAUCCUAUAAGUGGAACGACUAUUGAAAACCACACUGAUUUUAAGAUAAAUGGUUUGAACCAGUGGGUAUAAUGUUUUCGUGUAAUCUGAUCGUCCGGUGCGGUAGUCCUGAGAGGUAUCGUUUUGUCGGUUGUGGUAACUGACCUUUCGACAAACUGAGUGGAUGGUCACAGUCAGAGUCAAGUGAAGAGUUGUUGUCAGUCGCGUGUUAUAGUUCCAGUCCGUGCAUAUAAUAUUUAGUUAGUUUAAUCGCGAUUAUAUUGACUGUAAGACUCAUUUGGUGCACAUAAGUCGGUCGUAAUUGGUCAGUUUCGAUCCGUCGGCAAUGUUAGGACUGCAUAGUCGUUCUGUUCGGUUCUAUGGGGUUUACGGUCAAGUCGCCCGAAAGUCAUCUCGCCCGAAGUCAUAUCGCCCGAAACCAGAGUCAUGUUGCCCAAAAUUCAUAGUCAUGUUGCCCGAAAUUUCAUUGAGUGUUUAAACUUGAAGAAAAGUAACAUCUUAAGUAAAUCACAAGGAAUAAACUCGUAAAAUGUUGACUCGUGAAACUCAGGUUGUUCGUUUCGCUUUCGUUUGAUAUCACGGAGAUAGUAAUCCUAAAAUAGAACACGAAAAUAAAAAAAAAUAGUAAUGUCAGUUACAGUAUGGUUCUAACUGUUCUUGUUUUAUCUUUGGAAGCAUUCUGUUACGAACGAAGGUUCACAUCACCACGAUUGGAACAUUGAGUGGAAAACGCGCCAUCUUGAAUACAGCAUGUGCUCAAGAAUCAUCACAUGGUUGCCAAGCAAGAUUGUGACGUUGGCAUAAAUUCAGACACGUAUUAAUACAAACAAAUUCAUUGCUAGCAACUAAACCUAAUUACACGCGAGGACGUGUGGGUUGUCCAAGUGACACCCGCCCCUUGAAAAUCGUUCAAGAUAAGACUUGGGCUAGAAAGGUUAAGUUCUUGGUGAAGAAUAAAAUUAUUUCAGGGACAAACAAGGGACUUAAAAUUUCCGUACCUUGGGUGAAAUCGGUUCUUGUGCUCUCAGCAGCAGGGACUUGGUCACUUGGGUUCGAUGCCGCAAAAGAACAUGCAACGCACAACCAACUUAUUCUUCCUCUGAUUAUUGCCAAACGGUAGGUGGCUUGGUGGAUACCAGUCUCGCAGAUACGAUGCUGCCAAAAGCCGCAAUCGUCGCACUGAAGGGCUUGCUUGCGUGGUCGAACUUCAUUUCCGCACUCGAUACAGGGAUGAAGGCUCAUUGUAUAAUUCUUUUGCGUACGCGUAACGAUCUCGUGUUUCAGCUAGCUGAUUAUCUCGGAAUAAGGUGGCUGUUAUUAGUUUACCCUCUUUAUAUAUAGUUAGCCGAAUCAAAAUUUACAUCCGACCCGCCGAGGAAACAAGGAACAACUGAACAAGUCGCGAAAAUUUAUGCCGCGUCUGAUCCUAAGGGGAAUGAUGCUAACGCGCUUUCUUCGCGUGGUUAACAAUAAACAAAAAAAAACCGCUGUAGAAGUUUCAGGUUGUUUUUUAUACGAUAAUUCAAACUAAGAGAACUUGAUGUAUUUUUCUGAUAUGUGUCAAAAAUUCUGAUAACUGAAAGUGUUCCGCUUAUAAUUACUAGAAUCUGUACUGUAGAAUGAGCAGUUCAGUUCAUAGCAACGAACAACGCUGAAAUGAACAGCGAUAUUUGAGUCUUUGUUUAACUUCAUAUUUGCAUAGGUUAGCGGACGAAAACAUUUUACGAGUUUAUUCCUUACGAUUGUUACUUUUUUUCAAGAUUAAACACUAGAUAAAAUUUCGGGCGACAUGACUCAGGAUUUCGGGCGACAUGACUAUGAAUUUCGGGCAGCGUGACUCUGGUUCCGGGCGACAUGACUUCGGGCGAGAUGACUUUCGGGCGACUUGACUGGUUACCGUUCCGCGGCGGUGCAAAUGUCUUGAUUGAGUCGUUUUAUUGGUGCCGGUAGUUGUUGAAAUCUAUUGAGGGUAGUCUGCUUUAAGUAAGUGAACUAGCUUUAUAGAGUUAGUAGUUGGGAAUAGUUAGAGCUGUAGGUUAAGCAUUAGGCAGAGUCCCAGUCAACAGCGUGAUUCGUUACUAGAUGACCUUCCAGUGAUGUGAUUUUUCUCAUUACUGUUCCUCGUCGCUUGUUCGUGCUCGGUCAGUCUUGUAUUAAAGUUUGUUAUAAAACAACCCUGUCUUUUGUAACCGACUUAGUGAAAUAAUGAUCGUUUUAUGGGUGACCUGGAUAUUGAAGGGUUAUAGCAUGCGCGAGAUGGUUUAGACGUGCAUUCAUUUAUGGUUUGGUCGUUGUAGUCGUUGGUGUUGUCGCUGCUAAGUGUUUCGCCGAAUCUGAUUGUCGCUCUUUUCCGAAAAAACACGGUCAAAGUCUUUGUUUUCUUCAGAUAGGCAGCUUGUCGAGCGCCCUUUCUUUUUCGAGCCCUGGGUGCAUGAUGGUAACGUCUUUGUUUGAUUCCAGGUUGUAUGAUGAUUUGUCUGGUAAUAUGUCGAUACGUGUCGGUUUUCUUCGACUUGUUUGUGAACCGUUUGCCUGUGUUCUGCUCGUUUAGGUGGUGGUAGAAUGUGUAGAUUUCGUCGCGGUGUACGGCUGCAAAUGUAUUACGAGGAUUUAAUUACACAAUAGAGAUGUGUAAUUUAAGCAUAGGCAGUCACACGAUUUCGAGUGCAAUUUGGAAUAAAUAAGCACGGGUAAAUUUUUUCAAAGACUACCAAAAUUGCACGAGCCCGUCGGACGUGUGCAAUUUGUGGUCUUUGAAAAAAUCUGCAAGUGCUUAUUCAUUCCAAAUUGCACGAGAAGAAUUAUGUGAUUACGUAUUAAUAGCAUACAUGAAAAAAAUGAGAUCAUAAUUAUGCAGAAGCAGAGCACGCAUCAAGUGCAAAAAUUAUUUGUUCAAACCGUGCGUUCGGUCAAAGCCACAACGUAGGAUCAAAAAAAUAUUAUACAAUGACAUUGUCACAUCUUUAAGGCGCAAAAAAGUUCAAAGUUCGGCUAAACAGUUCAAGGAAUUGUUAAGUCUGUGUCCGAAUCACUUUCGAUGAAAUGGAAUCGUCGUUUGCAAGGUUUAACCAUAUUUGUUUCUAAUUUCGCCGUAGAAUCGCUCGAGCAAAGUGUUUUAAAAGCUGGGUCAGCUCGUAAUUUUUAAUUUACUCGGCAAUUUCCUCCUCUAAACACCACUUUUUCCAAACUGACAACUAAAAGCAGAGCUUUUUACAGUUUUUUCGUUGUUAGAACUGUUUUUCAGCUGCUUUAUUGUUAUUGCGGUGGCCAUUGUUUCGCUCGCAAAUUUCCAGCGUAUCCAACUGUUGCGACAUCCAAGGCUCGCAUUUGAUUGACUAUUUGUGAGUUUCUUUGAUUAUUGACCAAUCAGAAUGUCUGGUUUGUUACUUCUUUGCACUGAAUUAACCCUCUUAUGCAUUGAAUUACCUGAAAACUGCAUUUAUCUCAACCAAUCAGUAUUGAGUAAUUUUUUUCUGUAUUGUUAAUACAGUAAUUGUUAUUAUUAUUAUUGAUUUUUGUAUUGUUUUGUUUUGUUUCUUUUUCUAAGGCUGCCUACGAAAAAAUGAAAGAGGCAAGAGGAGCAAUUUUUGAGUUGGGGAAAGAAGUAACGAGAAGUUUUAUUCAAUUCGCCCCAGAAAAUAUCAAAUCGAUUACCGGCUCUAAAAGGGUAAGACAAAAAAGUUAACCCCUAGAGCAAUUAAUCUCCGACGAGGAUAGAUGAAAAGUGGUGGUUAAGAUUAAUAUAAAUAGAACAGUUUUCAGGAUUUGAAAGUCGUCCUUUUUCCUAACGAUAUUGAGUAAAGGACGCAGACUUAAAACUUUAUUUAUAGUAUUUAAACUAUAUCAUCCUUCCUACUCCCCCCCCUCUUACUUGCGGGUCAAUUGUAGCUGUCAUUUUGAAGAAAAGUUAGACCUCACUAGACACGAUCAACACGAACCUCUCUUGACGACAAAAGAGGCGUCCAGCCUCAUAUUGAGGAAAAGUGAUUUGGAUCGUUAAGUGAAAAUAAAUCGGUUCGGUCCUAUUGCAAUUUAAAUGUAGGACUUGCUUUCAAAUGAAAACUCUGAUUCCAGCUACAUUAAUAAGGUAUAGGCUCUCAUUUAAGCCGCCAAGUUGUCUACAACGUGUGAGUAAUUUAGGACAUAUAUAAAUUAAAUUUGAAUUCAUUCGGAUCGAUAGAUUAAAGAUUCGGAUUUUUUUUAGUUUUUCUUCAGCCGUUUCCAUUUACUCAUCUUUUUUAGCCCUCCAUAGAUAUAGGCCGGCGGUUUUAAAAUUGGUUCCCACAAUAUCGCAAGCCUUUACCGGCACAUCAACAAACUAACUGCUUUUAUGGAUGAACAAACUUUUGAAAUUCUAGCCCUUCACCAGGCUGUACAAUUUAUUUUACACUUUCAGGGUUAAAAUUUGAUUAGACUUGAUAGAGAUCGUGGUGGUGGUGGUGUAUGUGCUUACAUUCAAAGCUGCAUAAAUUAUACAAGACGUUUGGAUCUAGAACUCCAGUUUUAGAAAUGUUAGCGUUGAAAAUACCGAAGACAUUGGUGAUGGAUUCAACAAUCGUUUUACCUAAAUUGGUCCAGGUGUUUCUAGAGACCUUUUCAGUUCAUCCAUAAAUGUUCAAGAGGAAUUGGAACACGAGCCGUCCUUGUUUGAACUUACUGAAAUUAAACCGUUAUCGGUCUUUAUUUCUUUACUUUACUGUCAAACUGUCAAUGGUAAAAUUGCUAAGCUACUGCUCCAUUAAUCUACUAACAACGAACUAAUGUACUAAAGUUUCUGCUGUUUUCAAAGCAAGUGACGAAAAAAAAUGUAACCAUCUAAUUAGAUAUAUAAAUAUAUAUAUAUAUAUAUUUAUAUAAAUUCGCAAAUGCUCUAAAAUUUUAGUCGUAUUUUUGUAGUUCACAGCUUUUGGAAGAAAAAAAGUUCAAAAUAUUGUAAUUUUUGAUCACAGUCACCUUGGUUUAAUAAGCUUUUCUAUAUAUUCUGUUCAUCUAUCUACUAUGACUUAUGCAUUUUAAAUAUUGUAUUAGUUUGUAAUAUCGUGUAGCAUACAAGUCUUUUGUCUUUACCAACAGAAAACAUCGAUUUCCUAUUCAGUCUGCUUAAGGCGUCAAGAAUCCCAGUAUCCAGUAGAAGCUGUUGAUGCCCUAAUGAUGAUCUUGAAAGAAACGGCACCCAAAUGCAACCUUGAUUGUUUAGUGGAGGUAUGUUGUCCUGCAUAUUCUAUCUUCGUCCGAAAAAAGUUACUACAAUGUGCUCUACCAGAGGUAUUUGGGAAAAAAUGGUCUCGGUUUUUUUGUUAUGAUUCUAUAAUAGUCUGUAUUAGAUUUAAUUCAGCCUCUCAGUACGUAUCUUGGUUGUGAACAUCACUUUCAUAUAACUUUGGAAGGUUUCAUGGUUAAAGCAUCUUCGGGGUAAACAAGUACAAAAAUUAUUAGAUGAUAUAGAAUCUCAUGUUUGUUGCUGCACUGUACUAGUAUUAUAUUAGAAGCCGAGGAGAGCUAAGAGGAACUGUGGAUUGUGUCUGUAGAUAUAUGUACCGUGUCUGUACCGUGUCUGUCUGUUUAUGUGAAUUAUGUUUGUUUUAUGAAAAAUGUAUGUAACUCUGAAUUAAUAAAAAUUAAUAAAAUACAAAAAAAAAAAAAAAUCUUCGGGGUAGGAACAGUGUGGUGGAUCUCGAUUUGCAUAUUUCGUUUACAUCACGCAUUGCACUGCAUAGAGGAAGUGAAUUUGUCGCAUUUCCCAAAACACUGAAAACUAAGAGUCUUCAUGAAACGGUCAAAAAGAGAUGUAAAUUUGUGGCAAAUCUAACAGAAGGCCCUAACCAAAGAAAUCGAAGGCAGGAGAUUUUGAUGAAGCAAAAAGUCUGACCUUACAGAUUGCUUUUCUUGAUGAAUUUUUCGGACUUCGUUUAACCUGCGAAUUUCAAAAGUCUCUUUUUCCAGGGACUCGAGAAGGGAGCUAAAUAUUGCUUUUCAUUGGUGGGCGGCAUGACCGCACGGACACGCGCUUAAAUGAGAUGCGAAAACUGGGAAUUUCUUCGGAGGCCAAAAACCUGAGUUCUAUGCGAGUUACCUAUACUUAAACGAAUUAACAGGGUAUGUAUUUUUGUCGAAUUUUGAUGAAAUUUAGCAAGGAUAUUUGUCAGGCAUUAAUGCACAAAAUUAUGUGAGGCUCUAACGAAAUUCGAGAUAUCUUUCCUGCGAAUUCCCGGCGCGUGAUAAGAAAUAGAUUUUCUCGGGAACCAACAGAAAUAUCGAAAAAGUUUCGCACUGUUUUUAGCCUAUUAUCUGCUGAGUGAUACGAUCCAGUUUGUUGGGAUGUUGUGAUAACGCAAAGACUUUUCCUGGAACCACCCUUUUUUUUGUUGACGGAGACCUUAACCUUUAUUUAGAUAUCUGACGAGUUGUGCUAAUUGUCAUGCUGCUGGUUGGUUUCAUAUGAGAACAUCAGUCACAAUCGUAUAUGAUGAUAUAUUUUGUUCUGAUGAUAGGUUUUCAAAGGCGUCACGAAGAACCCGAGUUGUAGUUCAGUCUUUUUGGAUCAAACGCACACGAGAAAUAAAUAAAUUAAAAAAAACGCAGUAACUUAAAGUUAAUCAUUAUAUCGACUCCACAAUAAUUUGAAGAUCACUUAGAAUUGGUUUUUUUUUCCGAACUUUUUAGAGGCAUUUUUCUUUCUUUUUUUUUAAUCGUUAUCUUCCGAUUAAAAACAGUACUUAGGUACGAGACGAGCCCACAGUUGCGAUCUUAUUUUCAACCCAAGCCAAUCUAUCGUACUUUUCCUGCUCUUUCCCCUCUCCAUUUUGUCUUGUGCAUCUUUCUCCGUGGAAAAAGGGGAGCAAGGAUGAAUGUCGAUGUCCGAUCUGGGAAGAAAUUGUUCGCGAUAUUACUAUCGGUAAUAACAUGAUUUCGAGUAAAAUUUGUUGUUGAUAAUUUGCAUGGAAAAAGAAACUUAGAAAGUCAAGACAGACGAAAUUUUGACAGCACGCGCUAUUUAUAAUUUUCACUCGUGUUACAACCUUGCACUCGUGUAACAACUCUGCAUUCGUGUGAAAUGAAAAAUGCUCUCUUUUUCAGCCAAUCAGAAGCGCGUAAUUUUUACCACAUGCAUCGUUUCUUUCAUGAGCGAUUAUUUUGCAAUUUGAUUUCGAAGAUAACUCGGAACGUAUAUACUCCUAACUUUUUAAGAAAUCACCACUGAAACUUUUAGGAUGUUAUUCAAGUCGUUAAGGAAAAGUGGAACAGGUGGCAAGAAAAGGAGAAAUUGGUGAGAAACAGCCGACUUUCACGCGCAGUGGGUCACCUUCAUAAACCAUUAUUCCAGGAGUACAUAAAAGCAAGUAUCCGGCUGACUUGGAGAAUGGUUACCCAGACACCACCACUGAAGCUAGAGUAUCAAUCCUUGUACCUACAACAGUGCCAUAAGAAGACGGGUUAUCAUACGAGUCCUGAGGUUUGUACUUUGGUGAAAGGAACCCCUGACCAACAUCAGGAAGAGGAGAUAGCAUGUUAUCUUUGGCCGGGACUGUUUGAUGGGGAAGGAAGAUGUAUUCGAAAAGGAGAAGUCUUGUGUAAGAUAAGAGGGAAUACUGAGUAA